Molecule: messenger RNA, 2053 nt
Organism: Zingiber officinale
Lineage: Eukaryota; Viridiplantae; Streptophyta; Magnoliopsida; Zingiberales; Zingiberaceae
Product: protein CPR-5-like
Exons: 5
Coding region: 95-1876 (593 amino acids)
Biological process (GO): leaf senescence; trichome morphogenesis; defense response
Source: RefSeq, a predicted model, not a curated record
CCCUCUUUGUGCCAUCCAUCGCCUUCCUGUUUCCUUUCCCAAACCCAAAGGAAACCCCUUUCGCCCUUUCCUUUCCUUUCCUUCUUCGCUAAGCAUGAAUCUCUCUCGUUCUCACGGCCGCGCUACACGCGACGGCGGUGGCGGAAAUAUCGCCAGCGAUGGAUGCGGAGGCUUGGCUUCCGAUUCCUCUGGGAGGCGGCGGUCGUUGCUGCUAAGGAGGGGAAGAGGCGUUGCUACUUCGAAAGCCAGUAGGGGGGAGAGGGACGACGCCUCUUCUUCGUCGUCUUCGCACUCCUCUUCCCCGACCUCGCGUUCCACGACCAAGCGGUGGAAGAUGAGAUGGGUGCGUUUGCGGAGCGGAAGCAGUCGAAGCCUCUUGGUGUUCGCGUCCGAUCACUGCAAUGAGAGUCUCCAGGAUCUCGCUCUCCCUCUCGGCAUGUCAUUCGCUGCGGUUAUUGCUCAGGUUUCGUUUGGGAAGAGCAUUUCAAAAGAUAAUAUAGAAAUAGAUCAUCUUUCCAAGAUGUGCAGUUCAGCAGUGAAAGAAUCUAUAACAAAUAUAUAUGGGCAAAAAUUUGAUUGUUUCAUAAGGAAUUUUGAUAAGUCAUUCUGUAGCUCAUUGAAGACCCUUGGUUUGAUCAAUAACAUGUCUGUUAAUAGGAAGGAAAAUGCAACUUCUACUGGUUCAUGUUCUUUCAACAGCGAAAUAACACCUGAAUUGACCAAUACUGAACUUAUCAGAACCACUGAAGGUCCUGUGGAAACUGCUGUUCCUUCCGGUUCUUGUUCUUACAAGAGUGAUGAAAUCACACCUGACUUGGCUGGUACUGUAUUUAUCAGAACCCUUGAAGGUCCAGAGGAACAUGCUCCAUUUAAAUCAGCAGACAAUCAACUCAUUCUCCAUCGAGAUAGAAAUCAGCAACUUGCAAAUAUUCACAGUGGCACACGUGGGAGUGGGUUUAGUCAGUCUAUUCUGAGUACAAUCGAGAGAUCUGUAAUCGAGCAGACACGCUCUAAUGACCUCAAGGCUGUUGAGAUAGAGCUAAUUAUGAAGAAGUUGCAGCUGAAGCAAUCCCAGUUAGUCAUUAGUUCGGAUGCAAAUUUGCUAGAGAAGAUCAAGAUAUCAUUAGGUAUUUCCAAGGCUUCCUUCAAAGAAGAGAAAUUGAGGAAUCAAAUGCAAGAGACUAGACACGCUCAACUCUUGCAACGAUGUAUGGACCUUCUUGUUGCUGGUUUGAUUGUCAUGUGUAUCUUCCUUACAUACGGAGUUUUCAUCUUUUCGUACCAACGCCUCUCAGAGAUCACAUCUGUGUGCGUGUCUGUUACUGAGAAAUCAAAAUCCUGGUGGAUUCCUAAAGGAGUUCAUUCUUUCAGUUCAGGCAUGGAAAUGUUGAGGUGCCAAUUAAUGGUCCUAUCUCGCCUGUCUUUUGGGAUGUUAAUGAUUGUAGCAAUUGCUUACGUGGCCUUCCAACGGUCAGUAAAGUCCGCCGCGGCCAUGCCAGUGACAUUUAUCGUGCUGCUACUAGGAGUUCUUUGCGGGUUUUCUGGAAAGUUAUGCAUUGACACAUUAGGCGGGAAUGGAUAUCGCUGGUUAUUUGAUUGGGAAGUUAUGUGCGCGCUCCAUUUCUUCGCCAAUGCAUUCCCGUCCGCAUUAUACCAUCUUCUUUACGGCCCUGUAACCCUGUCGCGAGGAGCAAAAUCAGCUACCAUUCCUUUCUGGAUGAGAAGAUAUGCAUUCUACUCACUGCUGCUGCCGAUUCUCCCAUUGUCGAGCGGGCUACUGCCGUUUGCUUCUGUCUCUGAAUGGAAAGCGCAUUUGGCCGAGAAAUUAUCUUCCUGGGGUCCAAAUUUGACGACUCUAAGUAUGUUUUAUUUAUGAGAAGAUGUUGUACCUUAAUUAUGCUGUUUAUAUAGAACAUGCGAGUCUCACCUCUUACUUGAGCUCAUUGUGGUAUCUAUAGGGAGGACUUUCGAGUCUCCUUGUUGGUUGCAAAUGUAUGUAUGCUUAACCUCGAAUAAUAUAUGUAUGCUCCAUGCCGGUAUUCAAGAAUCUAAA